Molecule: messenger RNA, 1155 nt
Organism: Naegleria gruberi
Lineage: Eukaryota; Heterolobosea; Eutetramitea; Acrasida; Naegleriidae
Exons: 1
Coding region: 1-1155 (384 amino acids)
Source: RefSeq, a predicted model, not a curated record
AUGCAAAAUACACCAACACUCAGAAAGAGAAAUCAAAUUGAAGAUCUUCACUCUUCGGAGGAACAUCACCACGAUCAUCAUCACCACCACCAAGAACAUUCCGAUAGGAAAUUAAUUCAAAGAGCUCAACGAGAAGGGCCAUCCUUUCUCAUUUCUUGUUGUACAAAUUUAAGCUAUGUGAUUGUAUUAGUUAGCGUCUUGUUGGGAUUAUUUAUUACUAAUGAAGAAUUUUCUUUUAUUAAAGAGGAAACUAGAAAGUUGGAUUUUACUAGAGUUUAUAAUGAAAAAUUACCCAGUAAUCAGGGUUAUAAUUUAUUAUUUGUGCAUGGGGCCUUUGGAGGAAAGGAAGAAUGGCUUGUUAAUUAUUUCCCAUAUUUUCAAAAGAUUGAAAAUCCAAAUAUUAAAUCACUUGGUGCCUUUUCCAUGACUGGACAUGGUCAAUCGAGUCAUUCCGAAUAUAUUAAGUGGCUGAGAUUGCAUGAUUAUGUAAAAGAUUUGAAAACAAUUAUUGACAACAAUUACAAGGGUGAAAAGGUAAUUCUUGUUUGUCACUCUUUAGGUGGCUUGGUUUGUCAGAAAUAUUUGGAAUCUCUCGCCUCGAAAAAUGAUCAGAGUGUUAUCAUUAGAUCUGUAAUCUUGUUAGGAUCCAUUCCUCCAAUCCACAGAUUUGACAAUAUUUUACCUUCUCUUUUAUAUGACCCUAGUAUUGCCUUGGAUAUGGUUCUCACUCAAAGAUUGGAUCCACUUGUCACCAAAACAACCAAACAUACCAAACAUUUCCUCUACCAUGAAAAGACAAGUGAGUCUCAAAUUGAAGAAAUCUCCAAACAAGUUCCACUCUACCCAGAGAGUAUCAUUUAUUAUCUUGAUGCCCUUACUUGUUCAUUGAAUCCUACACCAAUCAUGGAAUAUUUUAGCAAGAGAAGAUUUAAUAUUAUGGUGUUAGGUAUUGAAAAGGAUACCUUCUUUUCAGUUGGUCAGUUUGAAAAGAUUGUGGAAUUUUGGAAAUUAAUUUUGGACUCUAAACCACAUCAUCAAGUUCACUCUGUUUUAAUUCCAAACAGCGUUCAAGUAGGUCACAAUAUGGUUUUGGAUGUUGAGUGGAAAUUUGUUGCAAACAAAUUGAAUGAUUUCAUUUUGGAAUUGCAUGAAUAA